UAAAUUCAAAGCUGUACUUAAUGGCAAAGACGAGGACUGGUGGGUAUUGUGUUAACGUUUGUCAGGAUGGGUCUUUUGCAAUAUGUGUUAGUGCUGGUUGUGCUUGUGGUGUUUGAUCUGAAGAAUGCUUUUGGAAGUUUGAGAUCCAGUCAAAGUCCAAAAAGCAAGAAGCAUCAAUCAUAUCCAGCUUCCAGAGUGCCUGUUUCUUCUCAAGUGCUCGGAAACACUUUGCAGAAGGCUUCUCUGUCUCAGAGUCUUGACUACAGAGGAUUUGCACAAGAGCCUCUUGGUCUUCAGGAGAAGCAGGUGUUGCAGGGUCCAGUGAAGCCUUUGGACUGGAGGUUUCCCACUGUUCCAGAAGUGCCGAGUGAGAUGGCGGUGGACUUCCAUUUGAGGCAACCUGUGACUCCCAGUAGUGUAGCUAUUCAAUGCGGUGAGAACCGGGUUCAUGUGGAGGUACAGCAGGACUUGUUUAGCAAUGGUGAACUGAUCCAGCCAUCUGGUCUGACUUUGGGAGGAUGUCCUGUUGUCGGUUUGGUCCCAGGCUCCAAGGUGCUCUUCUUUGACAAUGAACUGCAGGACUGCAAUAGUGUGUUGAUGAUGACCAAGGAUGAGCUUGUCUACACCUUUGCCCUUACCUACACUCCUGAGGCGUUUGCUGGCACUCCGAUUACCCGUGCAGGUGGUGCAGUUAUUGGUGUUCAAUGCCAUUAUCAAAGGUUUCAAAAUGUCAGCGGUAAUGCCUUGAAGCCAACUUGGGUCCCUUAUGCCUCAACGGAGGCUGGUGAAGAAGUCUUGCUGUUCUCCCUGAAGCUCAUGAUGGAUGACUGGUCCUUUGAGAGGCCUUCAAACUCUUACUUCCUGGGUGACGUUAUUAAUGUUGAGGCAUCUGUGAAGGUAUACAACCACGUCCCUCUGCGUGUGUUUGUGGACAGCUGUGUGGCCACCCAAGUACCUGAUGUGAACGCCCUUCCGAGAUAUUUGUUCAUUGAGAAUCAUGGAUGUCUUGUGGAUGCCAAGGUCACAGCUUCCAGCUCGCGCUUCAUGCCUCGAUCCCAGGAGGACAAAAUCCGGUUCCAGCUGGAGGCCUUCAUGUUCCAGGGGGGAUCCAGUCCUUCUAUCUACAUGACGUGUGUUCUGAAGGCCACUCUUGCUUCUGCACCUAGUGACGCGCUCCACAAAUCCUGUUCCUUUGCCAAUGGGUGGCUUGCUGCUGAUGGGAACCACCAGGUUUGUGGUUGCUGUGACUCCACAUGUGGUCCUGAUGGUGGAACUGCUGCUUCUCCUUUUGGAGGCCUUCAGUGGGAAGGGAAGGCCUCGCUCGGUCCUGUAGUGGUUCAAGAGCACAAGAAGACUUUGGCUGGUCUUCAAUAAAUGUGGGGGAGCAAACUUAUUCUUGCUUCGGUUUUUCUUGUCUAGUUUAACCAAUUGAUUUGAGCGAGGAAGCGGGUAGUCCUACUGUACCUAUUCUCUUGCCAGAAGGAAAGGCUCCCUUUUCGCGUUAGGGAAGUUAAUAACCCUUUUAAAGGGACCUGCUGUGAGCUCCCUUUUGAUGAGUACUGUAAAGGUGGAAUACAUUGCCCAUGAUGCUGUAAAGGGACUGCUGUUAAUUGGCACUUGUGCCAAGAGUUCUGCGUGAACGUCCACUUCCUUGAAGCACUGCAGAUUUUGCGUGCCUCUUAUGCAGUGAACUUGAUUUCUUCGUGUUGGUAACUUCAAAUGAGCAGUUUAAUUUUCUCCUUGCAUCCCCAAAUAGGUUUGCUCAGUUAAAUUUGUUUCCUAAUGCUCCUUGUUGACAUCUCUAAUGCUUUUAAAUCCAUGUACAAUAAAAGCGCACUCCCAGUAUCAACACUGGCACAACA
This is a messenger RNA of Carassius gibelio (silver crucian carp), 1862 nucleotides long. RefSeq names its product zona pellucida sperm-binding protein 3-like. Gene Ontology annotation, molecular function: acrosin binding. Gene Ontology annotation, cellular component: extracellular matrix. Bases 67 to 1374 code for a protein of 435 amino acids. NCBI's taxonomy places the organism in Eukaryota, Metazoa, Chordata, Actinopteri, Cypriniformes, Cyprinidae. The record is from RefSeq and is a predicted model, not a curated record. The transcript is spliced from 8 exons. Gene Ontology annotation, biological process: positive regulation of acrosome reaction; egg coat formation; binding of sperm to zona pellucida.